GCUUCACAACCCUUUGUGGAGUACAGUGCUCCAGGGUUGUGUCUAGUUGGUGGUCUAGCCCUCCACGUUCACUCUUGGACCCCUACCGGGGCCGUAUCAUACGUGGCACCAUCUCGGUCAGGCACCACAAGGUGUCUGGUAUCGGGAUGGCAUCUCAGUCCGCCACCUUUUUGCAAAAUGAACAGCGAAAACGACAUCAGUUCUUUGAUCCAGCUGCCAUCAAUCCACAUGUAAGACCAUCACAAUCACAAGUCAUGAUGGAUCAGCUUGCGGCAGCUUUCUCCAGUUCUGCACGAGUUGCCAUGGCAGGCCUCGACCGCAACUUAUGUAUCAUCGGCGAUACUUCUGGGACACCGGGAGGUGUUUCGACGGAGCCCGUGCCAAUCACUGAUGCUGCCCCUGUGACCAGCGUGACCAGUGCGGUUCAGAUGGGCAGCGGCAUUCCCAUCAGCACCACUUAUCCAAUGGAGACUGGUGCUCCUCAAGUGGUCUACACCUCUUCGCCAUAUGUGAUGCCCGGUGCUGCCUCUAUCAGUGCCAUGCCCAUGACCAGCUACACCACCGGGAUGCCAAUGGCCUACAGCGGCCUGGACCACUCUCAGGGCAAGUGGUUCGCACCCGGCGAGGCUUUGCCGCCCGGAUUCAUCAUCACGGCUCACCCAGAAGGUCACACAGCGCCACAAGAGGGCCACCUGAUGACUGACAAGGCCCGCGAGAGCUUUGUGAUCACCACCGGCACCGCCGGAAUCAAAACUGGCGCCGCCCCCAAGAGCAAGAAGAGCAAGAAGAAGAAGUCCAGCGGCUGCUGCUGAGAACGCCAAACUGGACUCUUGCGAGGGCGGGAGAUGGAUUCCCU
Cladocopium goreaui is the source of this 856-nucleotide messenger RNA. Lineage: Eukaryota; Dinophyceae; Suessiales; Symbiodiniaceae. The record is from the annotation of a GenBank genome assembly.